Molecule: messenger RNA, 1795 nt
Organism: Brienomyrus brachyistius
Lineage: Eukaryota; Metazoa; Chordata; Actinopteri; Osteoglossiformes; Mormyridae
Gene: fkbp8
Product: FKBP prolyl isomerase 8
Exons: 10
Coding region: 172-1422 (416 amino acids)
Molecular function (GO): protein binding; peptidyl-prolyl cis-trans isomerase activity
Source: RefSeq, a predicted model, not a curated record
GACAAGCUCUGUCAUAGAGGUCCCAAGGUGACCAGGAAGCAGUAGCCGUCGGUUGCUAACUGGUUGUCGUCGGCUGCUGGUUAAGAGGACGCAGUGUUCCCCCCCCUUUAAACCAGGCAGCCGACUCAUCGUUAUCGGUUCACAUUUCAAGGUUGUGUUGCUGUAACCGCGAUGGCUGCCAAAGACGAUGCGCUUGUCAGAGGUGAAGCUGACGGCCGGAGUACGAGUGACGGUACGGCCGACGGUGCUGCCGCCUUGAAGUCGGAGAUGAAGGGCUCGCCCAUGGACAGCGGCGAGGAUUUCGAUAUGCUGGACAGCGUGGACGAUGAAGACGAAGACCCUCCACCCCUGGAGGACGCUGGCGGUGGGAAGGAGGAGAUGAAAGACGAAGGGGCGAGGGAGGCAGACGGGAAGUCAAGUGAUGUGACCGACGCUUCACCUGCUCAGGCCGAGGAGUGGCUGGAUGUGCUGGGAAAUGGACACUUGAAGAAAAAAGUUCUGGAAGCAGGCAAUGGACCAGAUAGCAAGCCGCAGAAGGGACAGAAUGUCAAACUUUUCUUUAAAAUGUCGCUAAGUGAUGGUACCGUUGUGGAGGAAGAACCUUGCUUGUCUUUCACUCUUGGAGAUGGUGAUGUCAUCCAGGCCCUGGAUCUCUCAGUAUUGCUGAUGGAGAUGAAUGAAAAAGCCAUAGUCCAUACUGAUGCCAAGUAUGCUUAUGGAGGUCUGGGAAGCACUGCCCCGGCUGUUCCUCCUGAAUCUCCACUGGUCCUGGAGCUGCAGCUCCUCGAGGCCACCGAUGCCCCCGACCUCGAACUUCUGUCCCCGCAGGACAAGAUACGCCUGGCUGGGCAGAAACGCGAACGCGGGAACAUGUACUACCAGCGCGGAGACUAUACCUUUGCUGUGAACUCUUAUGGAAUUGCACUGCAGUUCACUGAGUCCAGCUCCAAAGUUGAUGUCAGUCCAGAAGAAGAGGAGGAGCUUCUUGACAUGAAGGUGAAAUGUCUGAAUAACAUUGCUGCUGCUCAGCUGAAGCUGGACCACUAUGAAGCAGCCUUGCGCUCCUGUGUCUCGGUCCUCGCUCACCAACCAGACAACAUCAAAGCCCUCUUCCGUAAGGGAAAGGUUUUGGCCCUGCAAGGUGAGUAUGCUGAAGCUAUCAAAAUAUUGAAGAGGGCUCUGAAAUUGGAACCGAGCAAUAAGACCAUACACGCAGAGCUCUCUAAGCUGGUGAAGAAGCACUCGGAACAGAGGGACAUCGAGCAGGCCAUGUACAAGAAAAUGCUUGGAAACCCCUCAAGUACCCUGCAGAAACACAAGGCCAAGUCUUCAUGGAGUUUCAGCUGGAAGUGGCUGUUUGGUGCCACCGCUGUUGCCAUUGGAGGAGUGGCGCUAUCAGUAGUUAUUGCUGCUAGAAACUAAAUGGGACCAAGGUCACGCGAACAUGCUUAGUACCUACUGCUGCACAGAGCAGAAGAUGGACCGCUGGCAUGUUAUUUUCAGGCAUCUUCUCAAUUAAAUUGAUACAGUUGGAGGUAAAAUGCAUUCUUUUCUCUCACGGGCCAUGCUUGGAAAACACUGUUAUGCUAUGGAUGGGAAACGUGACAUGGAGUGAUUUUAGAAAUGCACUGAUUUUGAUCUAUUGAGAGAAACACUAUUCAUGAUACUUUCAUCUUUUACACGAAAUGAAUUGACGGAGUCGGCCACGUUUGUUAAAGCCAUGUUCCUUCCUUUGCAUCUUGUCUUGUUUUUAAUGUAUAUGACCACUAUAAAUAAAUAUAUUGUUUGUUCAACA